AUGCGGGGCCCGCUGGGCACCGAGGAGGAGCUGCCGCGGCUGUUCGCGGACGAGAUGGAGAACGAGGACGAGAUGUCAGAAGAAGAAGAUGGUGGCCUUGAAGGUUUCGAUGACUUUUUCCCUGAGGAGCCCGUGAGCCUUCCCAAGAAGAAGAAGUCCAAGAAGCUCAAGGACAACAGGUCCAAAGGGACGAGGAAGAAGAAAGAGGGGAGCAAUGAUGAGCUGUCGGAAAAUGAAGAGGAUCUGGAAGAGAAGUCGGACAGUGAGGGCAGCGACUACUCCCCAAAUAAAAAGAAGAAGAAAAAACUCAAGGACAAGAAGGAGAAAAAAGCCAAGCGAAAAAAGAAAGAUGAUGAUGAGGACGACAACGAUGACGGAUGCCUCAAGGAGCCCAAGUCCUCGGGGCAGCUCAUGGCCGAGUGGGGCCUGGACGACGUGGACUACCCGUUCUCGGAGGCCGACUAUCACACGCUGACCAACUACAAAGCCUUCAGCCAGUUCCUCAGGCCACUCAUCGCCAAGAAGAACCCGAAGAUCCCCAUGUCCAAAAUGAUGACCGUCCUGGGCGCCAAGUGGCGAGAGUUCAGCGCCAACAACCCCUUUAAGGGCAGCUCGGCGGCGGCAGCCGCAGCAGCGGUGGCCGCGGCCGUGGAGACGGUCACCAUCGCGCCUCCGCUGGCCAUCAGCCCCCAGCAGGCACCCCAGCCUGUGCCCGUCCGCAAGGCCAAGACCAAGGAGGGCAAGGGGCCUGGAGUGAGGAAGAAGAUCAAAGGCUCCAAGGAUGUGAAGAAAAAGGGCAAAGGGAGAAAGGUGGCCGGGCUCAAGUUCCGCUUCGGAGGGGUUGGCAGCAAGAGGAAGAAAGGCUCCUCGAGCGAGGAGGAGCAGCGGGAGGGGUCAGACUUGGACAGUGCCAGCAUCCACAGCGCCUCCGUGCGCUCGGAGUGUUCUGCCCUGAUGGGGAGGAAGAGCAAGAGGAGGCGCCAGAGGAAGAGAACUGAUGACGGUGAUGGCUAUGAGACGGACCACCAGGACUACUGUGAGGUGUGCCAGCAGGGUGGGGAGAUCAUCCUGUGCGACACCUGCCCGAGGGCCUACCACCUCGUCUGCCUGGACCCAGAGCUGGAGAAAGCUCCCGAGGGCAAGUGGAGCUGUCCCCACUGUGAGAAGGAGGGGAUCCAGUGGGAGCCGAAGGACGACGACGACGAGGAGGAGGAGGGCGGCUGCGAGGAGGAGGAGGACGACCACAUGGAGUUCUGCCGCGUGUGCAAGGACGGCGGCGAGCUGCUCUGCUGCGACGCCUGCCCCUCCUCCUACCACCUGCACUGCCUCAACCCGCCGCUGCCCGAGAUCCCAAACGGUGAAUGGCUCUGCCCGCGCUGUACUUGUCCCCCGCUGAAGGGCAAAGUCCAGCGGAUCCUGCAUUGGAGGUGGACAGAGCCCCCAGCCCCCUUCAUGGUGGGGCUGCCGGGGUCCGACGUAGAGCCUGGCGUUCCACCACCCAAGCCCCUAGAGGGCAUCCCGGAGAGAGAGUUUUUUGUCAAGUGGGCUGGGCUCUCCUACUGGCACUGCUCCUGGGUGAAGGAGCUGCAGCUGGAGCUCUACCACACGGUGAUGUAUCGCAACUACCAAAGAAAGAACGACAUGGACGAGCCACCGCCCUUUGACUAUGGCUCUGGCGAUGAGGAUGGCAAGAGCGAGAAAAGGAAGAACAAAGACCCCCUCUAUGCCAAGAUGGAGGAGCGCUUCUACCGCUACGGCAUCAAGCCCGAGUGGAUGAUGGUCCACCGCAUCCUGAACCACAGCUUCGACAAAAAGGGGGAUGUGCAUUACCUGAUCAAGUGGAAAGACCUGCCCUACGACCAGUGCACCUGGGAGAUUGACGACAUUGACAUCCCCUACUACGACAACCUGAAGCAGGCCUACUGGGGCCACAGGGAAUUGAUGCUGGGGGAGGACGCCAGGCUGCCCAAGAGGCUGGUCAAGAAGGGCAAGAAGCUGAAGGACGACAAACAGGAGAAGCCCCCGGACACGCCCAUUGUGGAUCCCACGGUCAAGUUUGACAAGCAGCCGUGGUACAUCGACUCCACGGGCGGCACACUGCACCCGUACCAGCUGGAGGGCCUUAACUGGCUGCGCUUUUCCUGGGCCCAGGGCACCGACACCAUCCUGGCCGAUGAGAUGGGUCUGGGCAAGACAGUGCAGACCAUCGUCUUCCUCUACUCCCUGUACAAGGAGGGCCACUCCAAGGGGCCCUACCUGGUCAGUGCGCCCCUGUCCACCAUCAUCAACUGGGAACGUGAGUUUGAGAUGUGGGCGCCCGACUUCUACGUGGUCACCUACACGGGGGACAAGGAGAGCCGCUCUGUGAUCCGGGAGAACGAGUUUUCGUUUGAGGACAAUGCCAUUCGGAGUGGGAAGAAGGUGUUCCGGAUGAAGAAAGAAGUGCAGAUCAAAUUCCAUGUCCUGCUCACCUCCUACGAGCUCAUCACCAUCGACCAGGCCAUCCUGGGCUCCAUUGAGUGGGCCUGCCUCGUGGUGGAUGAGGCCCACCGGCUCAAGAACAACCAGUCCAAGUUCUUUAGGGUCCUGAACAGCUACAAGAUCGAUUACAAGCUGCUGCUGACGGGGACCCCCCUUCAGAACAACCUGGAGGAGCUCUUCCACCUGCUCAAUUUCCUGACUCCAGAGAGGUUCAACAACCUGGAGGGCUUCCUGGAGGAGUUUGCCGACAUCUCCAAGGAAGACCAGAUCAAGAAGCUGCAUGACCUGCUGGGGCCGCACAUGCUAAGGCGGCUCAAGGCUGAUGUGUUCAAGAACAUGCCGGCCAAGACCGAGCUGAUCGUCCGCGUGGAGCUGAGCCAGAUGCAGAAGAAGUACUACAAGUUCAUCCUCACGCGGAACUUCGAGGCGCUGAACUCCAAGGGGGGUGGGAACCAGGUGUCACUGCUCAACAUCAUGAUGGACCUGAAGAAGUGUUGCAACCACCCUUACCUCUUCCCAGUGGCCGCUGUGGAGGCCCCUGUCCUGCCCAAUGGCUCCUAUGAUGGCAGCUCUCUGGUCAAGUCUUCAGGGAAGCUCAUGUUGCUGCAGAAGAUGCUCAAGAAACUUCGGGACGAAGGGCACCGUGUACUUAUCUUCUCCCAGAUGACCAAGAUGCUGGACCUCCUGGAGGACUUCCUGGAGUAUGAGGGCUACAAAUAUGAGCGGAUUGACGGUGGCAUCACCGGGGGCCUCCGGCAAGAGGCGAUUGACAGAUUCAACGCCCCUGGGGCCCAGCAGUUCUGCUUCCUCCUCUCGACCCGGGCAGGUGGCCUGGGCAUCAACUUGGCCACGGCGGACACGGUCAUCAUCUACGACUCAGACUGGAACCCGCACAACGACAUCCAGGCCUUCAGCCGCGCCCACCGCAUUGGGCAGAACAAGAAGGUGAUGAUCUACCGCUUCGUGACGCGGGCCUCGGUGGAGGAGCGUAUCACGCAGGUGGCCAAGCGCAAGAUGAUGCUAACCCACCUGGUGGUGCGGCCCGGCCUGGGCUCCAAGUCCGGCUCCAUGACCAAGCAGGAGCUGGACGACAUCCUCAAGUUCGGCACAGAGGAGCUCUUCAAGGACGACGUGGAGGGCAUGAUGUCUCAGGGCCAGAGGCCCGUCACGCCCAUCCCUGAUGUCCAGUCCUCCAAAGGGGGAGCCCUGGCCGCCAGCGCGAAGAAAAAGCACGGCAGCACCCCGCCAGGUGACAGCAAGGACGUGGAGGACAGCAGUGUGAUCCACUAUGAUGAUGCGGCCAUCUCCAAGCUACUGGACCGCAACCAGGACGCCACGGACGACACGGAGCUGCAGAACAUGAACGAAUACCUGAGCUCCUUCAAGGUGGCGCAGUACGUGGUGCGCGAGGAGGACGGCGUGGAGGAGGUGGAGCGGGAGAUCAUCAAGCAGGAGGAGAACGUGGACCCCGACUACUGGGAGAAGCUGCUCCGGCACCACUACGAGCAGCAGCAGGAGGACCUGGCCCGCAACCUGGGCAAAGGCAAGCGCGUCCGCAAGCAGGUCAACUACAACGACGCCUCCCAGGAGGACCAGGAGUGGCAGGACGAGCUCUCAGACAACCAGUCCGAAUACUCCAUUGGAUCCGAGGAUGAGGACGAGGACUUUGAAGAAAGGCCGGAAGGGCAGAGUGGACGGCGACAAUCCAGGAGGCAGCUGAAGAGCGACAGGGACAAGCCCCUGCCCCCGCUUCUCGCCCGGGUUGGCGGCAACAUUGAGGUGCUGGGCUUCAACGCCCGACAGCGGAAGGCCUUUUUGAACGCCAUCAUGCGCUGGGGCAUGCCCCCCCAGGACGCCUUCAACUCCCACUGGCUGGUGCGGGACCUUCGCGGGAAGAGUGAGAAGGAGUUUAGAGCCUAUGUGUCCCUCUUCAUGCGGCACCUGUGUGAGCCGGGGGCUGAUGGCGCGGAGACCUUCGCAGACGGCGUGCCCCGCGAGGGCCUCUCCAGGCAGCACGUGCUCACGCGCAUCGGGGUCAUGUCACUAGUUAGGAAGAAGGUUCAGGAGUUUGAGCACGUCAAUGGGAAGUACAGCACCCCGGAUUUGCUCCCUGAGGGGCCCGAGGGCAAGAAGCCAGGCGAGGUCAUCUCCUCGGAUCCCAACACACCAGUGCCCGCCAGCCCUGCCCACCUUCUGCCUGCCCCGCUGGGCCUGCCAGACAAAAUGGAAGCCCAGCUGGGCUACUUGGAAGAGAAGGAGCUGGGGGCGCAGAAGCCAAAGAAGCCCCCAGAAAUCCAGGCCCUGCCAACUGCCCUGGACAGAGCGGAGGGUGAGGACAAGCACGAGAGCUCGGAUGGCAAGGAGAGGGCCCGAGAGGAUCGACCGGAGGAGAUGGAGAAGGCCCAGCCCUCCCCAGAGCAGCUGCUGAAAGAAGAAGUGCUUGCUGAGAAGGAGAAGAUUCUGGACAAGUUGGAGCUGAGCUUGACUCACAGCAGAGGCGAUGGCAGUGAUUUCAGGCCAGAUGACACCAAAGCCGAGGAGAAGGAGCCCAUUGAAACACAGCAAAAUGGUGACAAAGAGGAAGAUGAGGAGGGGAAGAGGGAGGACAAGAUCGGGAAGUUCAAGUUCAUGUUCAACAUUGCAGACGGGGGCUUCACAGAGCUACACACACUGUGGCAGAACGAGGAACGUGCUGCUGUGUCCUCGGGGAAAAUCUACGACAUCUGGCACCGGCGCCAUGACUACUGGCUGCUGGCGGGCAUCGUGACGCACGGCUAUGCCCGUUGGCAGGACAUCCAGAACGACCCGAGAUACAUGAUCCUCAACGAGCCCUUCAAGUCCGAGAUCCACAAGGGCAACUACCUGGAGAUGAAGAACAAGUUCCUGGCCCGCAGGUUCAAGCUGCUGGAGCAGGCGCUGGUCAUCGAGGAGCAACUCCGGAGGGCCGCGUACCUCAACAUGACCCAGGACCCCAACCACCCCGCCAUGGCCCUCAAUGCCCGCCUGGCCGAGGUGGAGUGCCUUGCCGAGAGCCACCAGCACCUGUCCAAGGAGUCCCUCGCCGGGAACAAGCCUGCCAAUGCCGUCCUGCACAAGGUCCUGAACCAGCUGGAGGAGCUGCUGAGCGACAUGAAGGCGGAUGUGACGCGCCUGCCCUCCAUGCUGUCCCGCAUCCCCCCGGUGGCUGCCCGUCUCCAGAUGUCAGAGCGCAGCAUCCUGAGCCGCCUGACCAACCGAGCCGGGGACCCCACCAUUCAGCAGGGCGCUUUCGGCUCUUCCCAGAUGUACAGCAACAACUUUGGGCCCAACUUCCGGGGCCCUGGACCGGGAGGGAUUGUCAACUACAACCAGAUGCCCCUGGGGCCCUAUGUGACCGAUAUCUAGCCGUCCCCGAGAUUUCCCUCUGCUGCCGGGCUCGUUUCCAGUGGAGCCGCGCCUGCCGGGCCCCCUGCCCGACCCCCGCAGGAGAGAAAAGCUGCCACCUUUCUAGAGCCACGCCACCCGAGGACAGAAAGGGAAACGGAGAAAUGCCACCUCGUGGGGACAAGGCCGCCUGAGCCCAGAAGCGCCACCCGGGACGCACCCCUUGGCCACCUCUGCCAGGAUGGCUUCCUAGAGGAGAUUUCAUUUCUUUGUACAUCUUUUGCACUUUCCUGUUGAAGACUUGAACAAGUUUGUCUUGAUAAAAGUUGAGUGACG
This is a messenger RNA of Lagenorhynchus albirostris (white-beaked dolphin), 6180 nucleotides long. RefSeq names its product chromodomain helicase DNA binding protein 5 (gene CHD5). Gene Ontology annotation, biological process: negative regulation of transcription by RNA polymerase II; chromatin remodeling. The transcript is spliced from 42 exons. Gene Ontology annotation, cellular component: NuRD complex; chromatin; nucleus. Gene Ontology annotation, molecular function: ATP binding; histone binding; DNA binding. NCBI's taxonomy places the organism in Eukaryota, Metazoa, Chordata, Mammalia, Artiodactyla, Delphinidae. Bases 1 to 5865 code for a protein of 1954 amino acids. The record is from RefSeq and is a predicted model, not a curated record.